Messenger RNA from Myxocyprinus asiaticus (Chinese sucker), 6906 nucleotides. RefSeq names its product nucleolar protein 4-like. The coding region runs from base 253 to 2307 and encodes 684 amino acids. Lineage: Eukaryota; Metazoa; Chordata; Actinopteri; Cypriniformes; Catostomidae. The record is from RefSeq and is a predicted model, not a curated record. The transcript is spliced from 11 exons.
UGACAUUUGCCGUUGCGGUUUGGGACAGUAGGCGAGGCGUCACUGCAAACAGGUGUGCGGCUGCCAGAAACCGGCACAAAUACGACUUUUUUCGGCUUGUUUAGAGGUGGUGGACAUCCAACACCAGCGUCGAAGCCAUCAUCCUCGUAGCGGGACAGGAAGAGGAGGGGGAGUCUACUAUAAUUUUCAGUUAGAGGCUUUGUAGUUGCAUUUUAUUAUUUCGAACAGGACACGGCUCACAAAGAGGAAGGAAUGGCAACUAAGAAACCAUGCGCGGAUUUAACAAAAAGGAGCCGAAGUCCCGUCGUGUUGGAGGCAGAGAUGUUCAGCGAAUUUCAGGACUGGUGUCUCCGGACUUACGGAGACACGGGUAAAACAAAGACCGUCACCCGUCGAAAAUACAACAAAAUUAUGCAGACCCUGCUUCAAAACGAGGAGUCCGACGGUGUCUAUGUCGAUAAUAGCCACAUCAACGCCAAAUUUAAAUUUUGGGUGAAGUCCAAAGGGUUCCAGGUCGGCAGCAACAUCUUGGGCGAGCACAAUAAGAAAGAGUCAUCGGGGAAGCCCGUCCUGUACGUCCCUGUCAAAUCUACGUGUUCAGAUGGAGGGGCAAACCAGGACAGUUCUUUGAAGCGGGUUGCUGUGGUGGAAGAUUUUUUUGAUAUCAUCUAUGCCAUGCACGUGGAGAUGGGGGUGGAUCCUGGUAGAGCACCCAAACACGCCGGCCAGAAGAAGACCUACAAGGCGAUUGCGGAGACCUACGCAUUUCUUCCACGUGAGGCAGUGACCCGUUUUCUGAUGAGUUGUGGAGAAUGCCAGAAAAGGAUGCAUAUCAAAUCCUGCACGGCAGAGUUCAAAGAGAAUGACCGUCCUACCUCCUUGGUGCCAGACCUCAUUGAUUACAACAUGCCUCUCACUGCCACCUAUCUAAAACAAAUGAAACUACAGUGCAUGACUACCAAUGAGCAGGAUGAGAGUUCGGUAAGCAGUGAGGAUUUGGAGAUGGCUGAGCCUGUGUGGGUCUCUACUGAACGUGCUCCAGCUCCAGAGCCUAGCAGCCCCACCGCCCCUUACAAGGAGAGGAUGCCUACACCCCCACAGCCCAGCAUUAAAGAGGAAGAUGAUUCCUUUUCAGAGAAUGGCUGCACAGCUAACUGUCUCCCUGCACUGACUCCGCCUGGUGGUGCUGCCAUGGCGACAGGAGGAGUUCCUGCAUCUGAGGGGGUGGUUCCAUAUGGAGAGGUGAACAGUAACGGUGCAACAGUACCGCUGGACUUCAGCACCACUUCUUCAUCACAGGAGGGACAACAGCCCGUUAACCUGAGUGACAGGCUGUUUCCCGGGGUGACGAUCAGAUCCUACACACCUGACCCCAACAGAAAAUUCCCUGUUAAAACUGAGUACAAUAACAAGUCCCCUCAAUACAGCUCAGGAAGCUAUGACUCGGUGAAGACGGAACUGAGCACGUGCGGAGUGGACAUGACCCCAGGUGGCUCUCAGGCCAUAGACGACGAUGAUGACGAUCGUGAUGACCAUGAUGACAGUGACAAGAUAAAUGAUGCAGAGGGCAUGGACCCUGAAAGACUUAAAGCUUUUAAUAUGUUUGUGCGGUUGUUUGUAGAUGAGAAUUUGGACCGGAUGGUUCCGAUCUCAAAGCAGCCCAAAGAGAAAAUCCAGGCCAUCAUUGAGUCCUGCAGCCGUCAGUUCCCAGAGUUCCAAGAACGUGCUCGCAAACGUAUCCGAACCUACCUCAAAUCCUGUCGCCGCAUGAAGAAGGGUGGCUUUGAGACACGGCCCACACCCCCCCACCUUACCUCUGCCUUGGCUGAGAACAUUCUUGCAGCUGCAUGUGAGAGUGAAACACACAAUGCUGCAAAGAGGAUGCGCCUUGACGUCUACCAGGCCCAUGAUGAGUCGGUUACUGCAGACAAGCCCAACUCCAGAGAUCCGGCUGCCCUGGCUAAUUCAGGCUUCUCACUGGCUGCCUCAGCCUACUCCCAGGACCAACUUUACACCAAUGGUGGACUUAAUUACAGUUUCCGUGGAUAUGGGAUCCAAAACAAUGGUACACCACAAACCAAUGGUCCCACUGAUCUCAGUAUGAAAUCUCUGGCAUCCAACACCUCCACCUCAUCCUCCAGUUCAAAUAGUCAUGGUCAAGGUGGAGGGGGCGGGGGGGCAUCUGCCCAACUCAGUCCGCCUGAGGUCACAGCUGUUCGGCAGCUGAUUGCAGGCUACCGUGAGUCCGCAGCAUUCUUGCUCCGCUCCGCCGAUGAGCUUGAGAACCUCAUACUGCAGCAGAACUGAGAACUGCCCACGGUCUUGUGCUGCCUGUCUCUCUCUCUCUCACACCCACACACACGUCAGUGCAGACUCAUAAACACACAUAUAUGUGCAUACAAACAAUGACAGGAAAGACACAUGUAGCUAUGUGCACUUACACACAUACACACCUGAAGCCCCCUCUGUAAGGCUACCUAUCACACAUCGCUCAUGACAGCUUUAUGUCCAUGAUAGUGUCUUGCAAAUUUCCUUACCCUUGAUUCUCAGUCCAAUAGAGUUGAAUGAAUUUUGGGGGACUGAGAUGCCUUGUUGAGCAUCGUUUUAUGAUGAGGCUGUAUUAUCAGAGAAAGCAAUGCAAAGCAACAGGUGUCUGGACUCACGGCAACAUGAAAAUUGUCUUACAAUCACUCAGUGAGAGCUAUCUUACAAUCCUCUUUAAAUUAGGGACUGAUGCCCAAACAAAUACAUGAUGUCAUCUCCAGCCUAAAGUUUACACUAGAUUACCAUAGAUUCCUGUAUGUCACAGACUUAAUGUUUUUAUUCAAUUUGAAUAGUUCUUUUAACAGAUGAGCCAAAACUUACACACCUCAGUUAUUUAAAGGUGUACUCAGUCAUUUUCCUUCAUGAAGUUUUACACAUAAACAAACUAAUAGUACUUAUGUGUUUAACUGACUCCAGUCAUAUCAGUGAGCCACUGAGCGUCAUAUCGGCCAGCGCAACAUAAACAAAAGAUUACUGAGUGCACCUUUAAGUUCUUCUGUUACCAUAGAGAUAGACAUGCAGCAACUUUGCUCCAGAUUUAGCCAUUUUAGACAUAGAACAUAUCCAAGAGAAAGGGUUUUUAAAGAUCUCUUCUAUCUGUUUAAUGCUAAUGAGGUUUGGGCAGAAGGUGCAAUGUAGAUGAUAAUCGUUAUAGUGUGUCUGAACAUUUAUCAUUUUCAGCCAUAAACUCAUAAACAACUGUUUGUACACACACACACACACACACACACACACACACACACAUAUAUAUAUAUAUAUAUAUAUAUAUAUAUAUGUAUAUUCCUUACUCAUAAAUAGGAAUUUUCAUUCAAGCUUACACAUGCAGAAAAGUCUACUUAAAGAAACAACGAUUGGUGAUAACGAAAGAGAUGCUGAAAUUCUAUUGGUUGGGAUUGUCGAACCAUUGGACAUUAUGCAAAUGAAGCUGUGCUGAGUGGAACGCUUCAAACCCUUUCUUACAUGAUCUAUUGCCUUGGCAACCCUCUACGCUCAGCACACCAAUGCACUGUAGGAAAACACAUGCACAGGAACACAUGGGUGACAUCAACCUACCAGACAGGAGGACCAGUCUGUACAUGGACUUGUUCCAAAGAUUUGGGGGAAAAAAAACUAAACGAACAAACGAAGGACUGCAUUUUCCAUGCUGCAUUGCAUUGCAAAUACGUUCAGUUAAGUUGUGAAUGCUGCUCUUAUUUUCUAACCUCAUGACUGAGACACUUUCAUCUUAUUCACAGGGACCAAUCAAAACAGAGGUAUUUAUUAACAACUUUUUGGCACACAUAUUGUAUAUGCAUAGUGAGUUUAAGAGAAAGGACCUAAUGAUUGACAGGAGGGAAAUAAGGGUAUUCCUUCAUUUCCUUUCUGUCAACAACACCAUAGAGCUGUAUUUGAUUGGUGAGAUUUUGGCAGUGGUUGGGUGGAUUGAGAUGUGAGAAACUUGUGUGUUCUGCUACCUCUCAUACGAAUUGUACUUGAGGGCUACACAGAACAUACAAUAAUGCUAACAAUGCUCUCUUUUUACCAGCCUCACUCUUCUUUCUCCCUACAUUUUCUCAUGUACACAAAUGCCAUCAUUAGAAGAAAUAAAACUGUAUUCAAAAAGCAAAAGACAAUCCUGAACAAUUGUGACUUGAUUCCUCGUAAAACUGCAUAGUGUUGUAUGAGAUCUCACACUGACUCUCUAGCCUUUGGUAAAGUGGUGACAAUACAGGGCCUUUAAGUUUCAAAUCUUGUAGCCAUAGCUUGAACUGUGUCCUUGGAACAGAGCAUUUUCCUCCUUUUAAUUAUCUGGAUUUCUAAUAUAUUUUCAUUGUAAGUGUUGCAUUUCAUUUGUGCUUUGCCAUAUGUUGUUUUUCAUUCUUUUUUAAAUUAAAUUAUAAGUUAAAUCUCUUUGUGUUGUACCUUAAAUAUUUUUUCAAAGCUCCCUUGUACAGCACUGACAGUCUGAUGAGAAUCAGUGUUGUGAGUCUCAACAUUCCAAAUAGAAAACAUGCAUCUCAGAUUGGUCUCUUAGUAGCUGAAUUUGAUAUCCAAAUGAAGCAACUUCUGAAGAGAAAACAAGAUUUAAGUUGUCUCACGCAACUUAGUUUUAAAACACGGCUUGAAGCCUGUUAUUACCUCUUAUUUCUCAUUAAAAUAUAUUCCUUGAUGAACAGAUGAAAUUAUAUGUGCAGGAUCAUUAGUAAUUUAUAUUAAGAUGUUACACUUCAUAAAUUACUAAAUUGGUUGAAAAAAAUAGUAGCACUUUAAAGUCCGCAAAGGAAAAUUGUACACAGAAGGGGUCAAAUAUUUAUAGGAUGGAGCCUUUAAACCACUUAAAUGAUCCUAAAUUAUGAAAUGCAGCUAAUCGUUGUCAAGCCAUAAUCUGUCUCUACAUAUGAAUUGUUACUGUAAGUGGAUAUUUACUAUUCAAAAAUAUAAUUCUGUUUGCCAUUUAUGUUCUUCUUCAUGCAUGUCGCACAAGCGAAAAAUGUGAGCCCCUCCAGCUUUGUUAAAAUUGAUUUCUGAUUAUUUGUCAUCAAGUGUAAUGUUUCAAGGCUUAUUGUAUUGUUAUGGUCAUUGCAAGAAUACAAGCAUUUUAAAUGGCCUUAUACGGCAUAACAAUGUUUUGUUCCUAAAUAGCAUAAGAAGUGUAAGACGGUUUUUACUUUUCAUUAAAGGGAAUAGGCCCAUUGUGCUCUCUGGACAUCUGAGGUUGAUGAACACAGGACACAUUAAAAGAAAAAGGGCAAGAGAAAAUGACAGAAAUGCUACAAUGUUUUAUUUUUUUAAUUGGUGCAGCUAAAAUCUGCAAUCAGAUGUGGUAACAACCAUUACCUGUGAUAUAUUUUAAUUUUGUGGUGCUCUGUAAUAUUAUUAUAAUUGAUUAUGGUAUUUUAUUUGUUUUUACUCCUGUACUUACAAGAAACUGUAGUCCGAAGCUCAGUUUCUCUUUGUAUACCAAUGUGAAGCUUUGUAUGAUUUCUUUCUGAUUUUUUGACUCAGUGAAAGUGUGUGAUGUUUACAUGUACAGAAUUUCAGAUUUUUUUGUUGUUGCUUUUAUUUUUCUUGUUGUUGUUGGUUUUGUUUGUCUUAUUAAAGCACCACCUCUUGUCCUGUCCUGACCCCACACUGCAAUUUUUACUUUAACUAGAAAAAAAUCUAAUUUGUGGGGAACACUGCAGGAAGAUGGUGAACGUAAACCACAGUAAAGGCCUUUGCACACUUUUGUAUUGUAUUGCAGCCAGGCACUCACAAUAGACUACAUAAAUGAUCAAUUAAUUCAUUCAAGCAUAUACUGUUGCUUUAAUCCAUGCAUCCGUGCAACAGUUAUUUCAAAAGCAUUCCUUACCUUGUCGAUCUUUAUUAUUUUUCACAUCCAAGGCAAAACAUCUUUGUAAGGGCCUUUAGACAUGUGGUUGCCACUAUGUAUUGUAGACGCUAUGGAACAGAGAGAGGAGGGACUUCUCAUCAGCCCAAAGUGUACUACAAUUGUGGGAUUAAAAUGCCCCCUUUACAAUUGAUCCUAGUUAUUUAUGGUUUCUCUGUUGUGGUAGAAACAAAGCAAAAGGCAAAACUCUUGAUGUCAUGCCAUUUUUUUAUUGGGAAUAUAGAGUAGGGCAUACUAGUUGGGGUGGGGCAAAGAUCCACCUAACUCAUAAACAUACUGACAUGUGCCCUUUGACUUCAGUCGAAAGCCUUUCAGUGAGUCGGAAAGCCAUUCCUCUUACAUUGUUUGUAUGUAUGGGGAACAUGCAAACCUCAGGAAACUUUUGGAUCUGCGUUACUUUUUUAACCAGGUCUGUAUGGCCUUGACUGACGAGUCCUCCCUCUCUCCAAUAUUAACCCAAUUAUAUUGGAUUUGCUAUGUAUUUGUUUUGUUUGUUUGUUUUUUAUAUAUUUAUUGUGAUUUAAAAGUGAAUCUUCUCCAGUACAUGUGGCAGAUUAUUUGAAUUCUUUAGACAAGUGUUGAUAAAUAUAAGUAAAUAUAUAUAUAUAUAUAUAUAUAUAUAUAUAUAUAUAUAUAUAUAUAUAUGUGUGUGUGUGUGUGUGUGUGUGUGUGUGUGUGUGUGUGUGUGUGUGUGUGUGUGUGUGUGUGUGUGUGUGUGAAGUGACUAAAAUAUGGAGAAUAUUGCAGGUAAAAUUAAUUUCUGUUUGUUUGAUGUAAAAAAAAAUAAUAAAAUGAAAUGAAAAAAAUAAAUACAAAUAAAAAAGCACAGGUGGGUGAUUUUCCUGCCUUUUACAUAUCACUCUGCCGAGAGACUCGUUCUAAGACAUUUUAAAAAUGUUCCUUGUGGUGUCAUUGCUGUGGUAAAAGAAAGCACCUCCAACCUGAGUUGCUCUUUCCUCCAUAGCUGUCUGAAUAAAAAUCUGUGAGCUGAA